Molecule: messenger RNA, 1657 nt
Organism: Manacus vitellinus (golden-collared manakin)
Lineage: Eukaryota; Metazoa; Chordata; Aves; Passeriformes; Pipridae
Gene: HDAC1
Product: histone deacetylase 1
Exons: 13
Coding region: 16-1500 (494 amino acids)
Molecular function (GO): histone deacetylase activity
Source: RefSeq, a predicted model, not a curated record
CUGAAGGACAAAUGAAUGACAGAUGACCUGCUGGCUUGGUUGGGGUUCCCUUGGAAGGCAUGGGGGUUUUUUUUCCCUGCUGUAACAACCCCCUUUCUGCUCCCAGGGGACGUUGGGAACUACUAUUAUGGCCAAGGCCAUCCCAUGAAACCCCACAGGAUCCGGAUGACCCACAACCUGCUGCUGAACUACGGCCUCUACAGGAAGAUGGAGAUCUAUCGUCCUCACAAGGCAAAUGCAGAGGAGAUGACCAAGUACCACAGUGAUGACUACAUCAAAUUCCUGAGGUCCAUCCGCCCUGACAACAUGUCUGAGUACAGCAAGCAGAUGCAAAGAUUUAACGUUGGGGAGGACUGCCCUGUGUUUGAUGGGCUGUUUGAGUUCUGUCAGCUCUCUGCUGGAGGCUCUGUGGCCAGUGCAGUGAAGCUGAACAAGCAGCAGACAGACAUUGCAGUGAACUGGGCAGGAGGCCUCCACCACGCCAAGAAGUCGGAGGCUUCUGGCUUCUGUUACGUCAACGACAUCGUCUUGGCCAUCCUGGAGCUCCUGAAGUAUCACCAGAGGGUGCUGUACAUCGACAUCGACAUCCACCACGGGGAUGGUGUGGAGGAGGCCUUUUACACCACGGACCGUGUCAUGACCGUGUCCUUCCAUAAGUACGGGGAAUACUUCCCAGGAACAGGGGACCUGCGGGACAUUGGUGCAGGCAAAGGCAAGUACUACGCUGUGAACUAUCCCCUCCGGGACGGCAUCGACGACGAGUCCUAUGAAGCCAUAUUCAAGCCUGUGAUCUCCAAAGUCAUGGAGACAUUCCAGCCGAGUGCUGUUGUCCUGCAGUGUGGAUCAGAUUCCCUCUCCGGGGACAGGCUGGGCUGCUUCAACCUCACCAUCAAAGGUCAUGCCAAGUGUGUGGAGUUUGUGAAAAGUUUUAACUUGCCCAUGCUGAUGCUGGGAGGGGGCGGCUACACCAUCAGGAACGUGGCCAGGUGCUGGACCUAUGAGACUGCUGUGGCUUUGGACACCGAAAUUCCCAAUGAGCUUCCAUACAAUGACUAUUUUGAGUACUUCGGGCCAGACUUCAAGCUCCACAUCAGCCCCUCGAACAUGACCAACCAGAACACCAACGAGUACCUCGAGAAGAUCAAGCAGCGCCUCUUCGAGAACCUGCGCAUGCUCCCGCACGCCCCCGGGGUGCAGAUGCAGCCCAUCCCCGAGGAUGCUGUUCAGGAGGACAGCGGAGAUGAAGAGGAAGAUGACCCUGAGAAACGCAUUUCAAUCCGCAAUUCCAACAAGAGAAUAUCCUGUGAUGAGGAAUUCUCUGACUCUGAGGACGAAGGGGAAGGAGGGCGCAAAAACGUCGCCAACUUUAAGAAAGCCAAGCGUGUGAAGGCAGAGGAGGAAAAGGAGGAAGAGGAGAAAAAAGAUGAGAAGGAAGAGGAAAAAGCGAAAGAGGAGAAAGCAGAACCCAAAGGGGCGAAGGAAGAGCCAAAAUCCACCUGAGCUGGACGGGCCUGUCCGUGCGUAGUUUGUCGUAGGUUUUUAGCUCCCGGGUUGCCUCCUAUUCCACAGGAUUUAUAUUUUAUAUAUGUUUCUGUAUAUAUUUCUAUAUAAUUGUAUAAAUGACUUGAGGACUGUAAAUUAUUCCUUGCUGCACUCC